Messenger RNA from Leptinotarsa decemlineata (Colorado potato beetle), 2063 nucleotides. RefSeq lists its product as uncharacterized. Lineage: Eukaryota; Metazoa; Arthropoda; Insecta; Coleoptera; Chrysomelidae. The record is from RefSeq and is a predicted model, not a curated record.
CAAAAAUAGAUGAAUUGAAACUAAUUCAGGAAGAGGAAAUUAAAAAAAUAGAGAUACCUGCAGAAACAUCCAAUGCCGAAAACAGUUUCAUGGAUUUUUCAAUUGGCAUCGAUUAUGUUGAUAUUAACAGAUCAUCGAAUUCAUUUAUCAACAAUUUUGAUAACUCUGUCUUCAAUGAAAAUUGUGAACAGAACUGUGGAGAUUAUGAACCACAAAAUGAUGAAUGUGAACAAGAGAAAACGGAUGCUGGUCAGUCUGCAGAUAUAUCAGGCCCCUGUGAUAAAAAAGAAUAUGAGGCUGAAGGUUACUGGGAUCAUGAAAAAAGACAUGAUUUGGAAGUUUCAGAAUUCGAAGACAAUUCAGAAGAUGACCCAAAUUAUGAAAUAUCCGAUAGCGAUUGUUCCGAAAUUGUUAAUAUUGAAAAAACUGACGCAUCUACAAGAACAAAUAGCCAACACCAUAGGAUGGCCACUUUACUGAGCAGAAAAGUCGCUGGUAGAAUUCACCCGAAAGCUUCCAAAGUUGUUAAAAAUUAUUUAUUUCCUCCACUGCGUGAUGAUGAUGUAUCAAGGGCUAUCAGAUAUGAUGAACUCAUAAUUAUUUAUGCGAACAAAAUGGUUCAGAAGUAUCGAGAAUCAAGACAUUUUCAGAUGAUUCGUCAGAGGUUACGAUUACUUGGUAAAUUGUUAAUCACGAUAAAAGAGACGAGUAAUGAGAUAAUGGAUCUCACGUCUAUUUAUGAUCCGAAAUAUGUAGAUGAUGUACUCAAAGCUAUUAACCUGUCUGCUAAAUAUACCGAAAGUGAGAAUAGUUAUCAAGCACCGUCAGUAGCCUUUAGUUUGGGUACAUUAUUGAAACAAAUUGGGAACAUAUUGAUUACUCAGAGCAUAAAGGAUCAUAAUGAUUCCGCUAAGAAGAAUGCUGAAGACUUCUUGACAGUAUUCUCCCAGGAGGUGAAUAUAAACGUUAAUAGAACCGUUGCAGAAACUCAACUGAAGAUGCAGCGAAGGAAAAAUAUAAUUCUGCCAUCCAUGGAAGAUAUCAGAAAGUUGCGUGAUUAUUUGACCACUGAAAGGAAUUUCGCAAUGGAUGGUGUCAAAAAGAUAAUCUCUCCAGCAACCUGGUUGAAACUGGCAGAACUUACACUAACAUCCAUCCAAUUAUUCAACAGGCGUAGAGCGGGCGAAGUUGAGAGGAUAACAAUUCAAGAUUUUGGAACACAUCAAACAAUUGAAGAAAGUAAUUCUGAUUUAUUUGAUUCGCUAUCAAACAUAUCCAAGCAAAUAGCUAGAAAAUAUAUAAGAUUUACAAUAAGAGGGAAGUUAAAUCGUACGGUUCCAGUACUUUUGGACACAAAUUUGUUGGAAUGUGUGGAAUUAGUGAUGAAACAUAGAACUGAAUUUGAGGUUUCGAACUAUAAUCCUUACAUUUUUGGAUUACCAGGAGGUGAUAAAAAACAAUACCCUCAUCUUCAAGCUUGCCAUUUAAUGCGCAAAUUUUCCGAAUGUUGUGGGGCUGAACAUCCAGAAAGACUACGAGGAACUCAUUUACGGAAACACAUUGCCACUACCUGCGUUAUGUUAAAUUUAGAAGCUCAAGAUAUCUCUGACCUGUCCAACUUUAUGGGACACUCAGAGAAUAUACAUAAAGGAAUUUAUAGGCAGCCGAUUGUUAGCAGAGAAAUUUUAGGUAUUUCAAAACUAUUGGAGGCAGCUCAGGGAACUCAGGGAAUUGAAGCAGCAGAUGAUAGCGAUUACAAUAAUUCCAGUGAUGAAGAAGAAUUUAGAGAGGAGUAUGAAUAUGAAAAGCCCGCAAAGUGCAGUUCCAGUACAACGCCUCGAGGUCCGUCUGAUUAUUUGACUAGCACCAAAAAGAAAAUAACUACAGAGAGAUAUGGAUUCACAAAAAAAGUAAGGUGGACGGAAGAGGAAAAGGAAGCAAUUUUCCGGAUAUUUAGCGAAAACUUACAAAAGGAGGUGUUACCGUCACUGAAAACUAUCCAGUUGGUUAUCAAAGAAACGAGGUUCCAAACAGUGCAUCAUAAAUUAUCAUACAUCUUCUGA